Molecule: messenger RNA, 1589 nt
Organism: Mycena citricolor
Lineage: Eukaryota; Fungi; Basidiomycota; Agaricomycetes; Agaricales; Mycenaceae
Source: the annotation of a GenBank genome assembly
UCUCGACAUCCAUCCAUCAUCGGAACUAGCUCUUCGCCGUCUUCAGUCUGUAGUACUUGUCCAACCCUUGCCUCUCUUUGCUUGUCGAAAUCUCGAAACCAUGCGCGCGCGCACCACACACCUCCUCCUCCCGCUCUUUCUGCGCGCGCUCUCCGCGCUCGCCACGCCCAUCUCCUCCGCCUUGGCCGCCAAAGAAAAGAAAACACACACGCAUCCAGAGCGUUGGUCGCCCGAAUUCUGGGAGAAGAUCAGCAUCAGCGCGGUGCUCGUGCUGCUGGGCGGCGUCUUCGCGGGCCUGACGCUCGGCCUGAUGGGUCUCGACGAGCUGCACCUCAAAGUCCUAGCGGCCGCGAGCGACGACGAGGACGAGAAGCGGAAUGCCAAGAAAGUGCUCAAACUCAUGCAGAAAGGCCGGCAUUGGGUCCUGGUAGUGCUUCUCCUCGGCAACGUCAUCAUCAACGAGUCUCUCCCUAUCUUUCUCGACAGCGCGAUCGGCGGGGGAAUUGCGGCGGUGGCCAUAUCUACCGCUAUGAUUGUCAUCUUUGGAAUCAUUCCACAAGCUGUCUCUGUCCGAUACGGUCUCGCCAUCGGGGCAGCGUGUGCCCCAUUCGUCCUGGGGCUCAUGUAUGUCUUUGCGCCGAUUGCUUGGCCGAUCGCCAAGCUCCUCGACACAGUGCUUGGUGUGCAUGAAACACACACGUACAAGAAGGCGGAGCUCAGGACCUUCCUCCAGUUCCAUCGCUCGGGCGACGAACCACUGCAGGAGGACGAGAUCAGCAUCCUCAAUGGGGUGCUUGAGCUGAGCACGAAGAAGGUUGAGCGGAUCAUGACCCCUAUGACGGACGUAGUGACUCUCUCUGCUGACGCACUGCUCGAUGAUAAGCUCGUCGAGAACAUUCUACUCAGCGGAUACUCGCGAUUCCCUGUCCAUGAGCCUGGCAAACCAGAGGCUUUCGUUGGUCUCUUGCUUAUCAAAAAACUCUUGAAAUACGAUCCCUCCCAAGCUUUGCCUGUGUCCAGCUUCCCGCUCUCCAUUCUCCCCGAGGCGCGGCCAACUAUAAGCUGUUUCCAAGCUCUCGACUACUUGUACGGGUUCAUCCUCGAUGCAUUCAGCAUCGUGUUACUGAAUCAAGCACAGCCAGACUGGACGGGCGCAUCUUCUGCUUAUAUCAUUGAAGAGAUCAUCUCAGAGGAGAUUGUCGAUGAGACAGAUCGCUAUGCGGAUAACGUCUCAAAACAGCGGGCCAAGCGGGCCACGACUGCCGAUGUCAUGCGAGGAAUCGUGGAGCGUCGGCGAGGUGUGUCAGUGGCCCGGUCCCUGCGGUCGGAUCUGGACGAGAACGAGCACGGUGGUGGUGAAAGUGCCCCGCGGAGUCUGCCGGACGAGCGUUCGCCGUUGAUUGAUCUUUCGACAAGUCCGCGUCCCAGGCGCCCUGCAGCCUUGACUCCGGUGGUGGAGAAUGGCAAGGGCUAUGGAAGCACGGAGUGAUCUGUGCGUGUACGCUACCGUCCUUCUGUGUAGAUCGUCUAUUAGUUCUCUGCGUGUCAGUCGUUUCUGCAGGAUGCACUGAAGUAAAUCCUUGACUUGC